GCAAUGUGGUUGACAAAUAAAUAGGACGUGACCUUGAGGAAGCAGUUGAUGCAGCCACAUAGACCUCACGAUGCCUGUGACAGCUUGGCUGCUUUACCUCCCAGUGGGGCUACUGUUGUUGGCCCUGAUGGAGGCUGCCCUGCUUUUCUGGAAGCAUGCUCCAGCACGGAACAAGAUCCCUAGGGCACAGAAACGUAGGGAGCUGGCGCUCCAGCAGAUGGCAGCCCUGGCACAGCGUCUCCGGCAGCAGGAGCCAAGCCUGGACCCCAAGCGCAUCCUGGAACUGCCCCUCGUGAAGCUGGCCCAGAAGCUACGGACUGAAGAAUUGAGUUUGGAGAGUGUCCUCUGUAGCUACUUAGAGGAGGCGCUGAAGGUGCAUGGGGAGGUGAACUGCCUGACAGACUUCCUGGGGGAAUGUGAGGAGCAACUGCAGGCAUUGAAGAAGCUCAAGAAGAGUGAGAGAGGCCUUCUCUAUGGCGUCCCCGUAAGCCUCAAGGACCUCUUCGACUGCGAGGGCCAUGACUCUACGUGUGGCCUGGCCCAGUUCUUGGAGAAGCCGGCAGCCAAGGACGCGGUCAUAGUGAAAGUGCUGAAGGCCCAGGGAGCCAUUCCCUUCGUUAAGACCAACAUCCCCCAGACGCUACUCAGCUUUGACUGCAGCAACCCCAUAUAUGGACAGACUCUGAACCCUUUGAACUUAAAGAAGACCCCUGGGGGCUCCUCUGGGGGUGAAGGAGCUCUGCUGGCUAAAGGGGGUUCCAUCCUGGGAAUGGGUACUGACAUAGGUGGCAGCGUCCGCAUACCAGCCAGCUUUUGCGGUGUCUAUGGCUUCCGGACCACAGGAUACCGCCUCAGCUACACUGGAGUUGCCGCUGCUGUGAAGGGCAAGAAAGCAGUGACCGCUGUGGCUGGCCCCAUGGCCCAGGAUGUAGACAGUCUGGUGCUGUCCAUGCAAGCCCUGCUGAGUGAAGACAUGCACCAACUGGACCCCACUGUGCCUCCCAUGCCCUUCAGGGAAGAGAUAUACGCCAGUAAUCGGCCCCUUCGAAUUGGCUACUAUGAAUCAGAUGGCUUUACCCAACCAUCUCCUAGCAUGGCCAGAGCCGUGAGGCUCACUUCCAGGCUGCUCCAGGAUGCAGGACAUCAGGUCAUCCCCUUCUCCAUCCCCCGUAUAGAGUAUGCGACGAAUCUGUACACAAGCAGUGGGUUUGCUGAUGCAGGAGCUACCCUUCUUGAGAAGCUGAAGGGGGACAUUGUGGACCCCAGCCUUAAGGGGUUGGUCAGCAUGCUCCGCCUGCCAGACCCACUCAAGUGUUUCUUGGCCCGGAUCCUGAAGUACAUAGAGCCCCGAAUUGGCCGGCAACUGGAAAGUCUUCGUGGAGUAAGGACACCCAAGAAACUGUGGGAGCAGCACACAGCAGUGGAGGAAUAUCAGCAGGAGUUCAUAGCCAAGUGGAGGUCCUUGGACCUGGAUGUGUUGCUGGUGCCAGCUCUGGACCCUGCCUUCUAUAUAGGCUAUCCUGCCAAAGCAGGAGAGAGCACCUCUUACACCACCCUGUUCAACCUGUUGAAUUUCCCUGUCGGCGUGGUGCCGGUCACCACCGUUACAGCACAGGACGAGGAGGAAAUGACCUUCUACAAGGGAUAUUACGGAGAUAGUUAUGACAGAAAUUUCUCAGAGGCAGUGAGAGGAUCCCUGGGACUUCCAGUAGCUGUGCAGUGCAUUGCUUUGCCAUGGGAAGAGGAGUUGUGUCUUCGGUUCAUGAAGGAGGUGGAGACCUUGACCAAGAACCAGAGGGAACCCAAGUGAUGGGCCAUUUCAUCUCCUGGAGACCUUCCUACAUUCUCAUCCAAGUCUGCUCCCAAUGCCCCUUCCUUCUUAUAAAUAUCAUGUCCGCCUCAUAUCUCCUCUUCCCGGAAGCCCACCAGAUUCCUUUUCUUUGUAGUCCCUCUGGGUGCUCAAUCCAUGGGCUCAGAUCAGUCCAAGAUGGGGAUUAGGGUGAAGGGCUCAAUAAACAUUUUUG
This is a messenger RNA of Rhinolophus ferrumequinum (greater horseshoe bat), 2024 nucleotides long. RefSeq names its product vitamin D3 hydroxylase-associated protein. The coding region runs from base 71 to 1810 and encodes 579 amino acids. The record is from RefSeq and is a predicted model, not a curated record. Gene Ontology annotation, molecular function: fatty acid amide hydrolase activity; amidase activity. NCBI's taxonomy places the organism in Eukaryota, Metazoa, Chordata, Mammalia, Chiroptera, Rhinolophidae. The transcript has 15 exons. Gene Ontology annotation, biological process: fatty acid catabolic process.